Thermochaetoides thermophila DSM 1495 is the source of this 879-nucleotide messenger RNA. RefSeq lists its product as uncharacterized. The record is from RefSeq and is a predicted model, not a curated record. Bases 1 to 879 code for a protein of 292 amino acids. Lineage: Eukaryota; Fungi; Ascomycota; Sordariomycetes; Sordariales; Chaetomiaceae. The transcript is spliced from 2 exons.
AUGUCGGCCAGUUCUCUGCUUCUUCUGGCCGACCAUAUUAAACUGUCGCUCCUGGAGCAGCAGCGUGCCCGGUCACUGGGACUCAAGAGGGAUUCGCAAGAGGGUUACAUAGCACGCUCGCUUGAUCAGUUUCGCGAUGGGUUAGAAGCACUUGAGAAGGAGCAGCAGCGCCUACAGGCAGCUGGAGAUGAGUCGAAAGCAACCUCUCUCGCCGAUACUGUUGCUUCGUUGCGCAAGCAAUAUACUGAAUUAUCUUCGCAAUUUCAUGGUUUCACCUCCGCCGCUACCUCCUCAACCCUCACAUCUCCCAACGACCCCGCUUUAGCCGCGGACUUUGCCCACGCGCAAUCCUCUGCUUCUGCCAACCAUCAAAGCGAACAAUCGUCCUCACAACCAAUUCCCCAGUCCCAACAACAGCAACCCUUACCAAAGAAAGCAGUCCGCUUCUCCUCCCUCACAGCCGACCUCGAAUCGCAAACGCCCCUGCCUCCCUACCGCGAUGACCCAACCCUCCUUGACGACGACGACUCAGCCGGCUACGCCCGAAACAUCGCUGUCAACAACCUAACCAACGCGCAAAUUCACGCCUAUCACCAGCGGAUCCUGGCCGAGCAGGACGCACAGCUCGACGCGCUGGGCGCCAGCAUCGCGCGGCAGCGGGAGCUCAGCAUGCAAAUCGGCGACGAACUAGAUAGCCAAGUGGCUCUGUUGGACGAAAGCGAGCGGGCGAUGGACCGGCACGAGCACGCGCUGGGGAGAGCGCGGCGACACGUUGGGAGGAUCGCGAGGGGCGCGUCAAGGUCAAGUGAGGGACGGCAGUUGGGGGUGAUUGUCAUGCUGAUUGUGGUGUUAAUAUUGUUGAUUAUUAUCUUGAAAUGA